AGGCCAGUCAUGCCGUUCAAUACAUGGAAGAACAGAAGAUAAGGUAAGUGCGUGCCCAGGGGGUACCCAAGUAAUUGCGUCAACAACACUCCACAGAUCUCUCUUUUCCUCUUUCAUACUCGAAAUCCUUUUCGGCCACGAAAGCUAUCAUUCCAUCACCAUCUCGCCCAGCUCAUUUCCGCAUCAAUUGAUUGCAUUCGGCAAGAAGAAAUAGCCGCAGCAAGAUAAGCAGCAAAAGAAGAGGCAUUUCCAUUACAAAACCACCUCCUUUUAUCCUCUCUCUUCCCAAAAAGGUUCCAAUACACAGGGAGCGAGAAAAAGGAAAGAAAGAGCCAAACGGCCACUUGUAACACCCACCAUUCCAAGAGUGAUGAGUACAUAAAGAAGGGAGGAGGAAGCAACGGGUAGUUAGCACAGCUACUGUAGUAGAAGAGCAGGUGGAAGAGGAGGAGGAGGAGAGGAAGGAGAAAGGAUGGAUUUUAGCUCCUUCGUGACGUCGCUGGGGACGUCCCUCAUCAUCUUUGUGGUGUUGAUGCUAGUGUUCACAUGGCUGAACAGGAAGCCCGGCAACGCGGUCAUCUACUACCCCAACCGCAUCCUGAGGGGCUUGGAUCCCCUGGAAGGGCGGACGGUGACGAGGAACCCCCUGACUUGGAUCAAGGAGGCCGUAAAAGCGUCCGAGGCCGACGUCAUCGCCGUCGCCGGCGUCGACGCCGCCGUCUACCUGGUCUUCCUCAGCUCCGUUUUAGCGAUAUUGGUCUUCUCCGGAAUUAUUCUUCUUCCAGUUCUUCUUCCGGUUGCGGCAACUGAUAAUGGUACACGAUCUACUAUCGACAGCAACAGCCAGGGAACCUUCAAGAACCUUGACAAGUUAACGAUGGGACAUGUCAAAGAGGGCAGUUCAAGGUUGUGGGCAUUUCUGCUUGGAGUAUAUUGGGUUUCCUUUGUCACAUACUAUGUGCUCUGGAAAUCCUACACACAUGUUUCAGAUCUGAGAGCUGGAGCAAAAACAAGUGCAGUAGUAAAACCUGAAGAGUUUGCCAUAUUGGUCAGGGACAUACCAGCAGCUCCUCCAGGUCAAUCUAUGAAGGAUCAUGUUGACUCAUACUUUAGAGCACUUCAUCCAGAAACAUUCUACAAGUCAAUGGUUGUCACAGAUAACAAAACGGCCAACAAAAUCUGGGAAGAGAAAGAAGGUUACAGAAAGAAACUUGCUCGAGCUGAAGUUGUGUAUGCAGAAUCUAAAACUACAGGGAAACCAGAAGGUACAAGGCCCACCAACAGAACUGGCUUUCUCGGUCUCGUAGGUCCAAAAGUUGAUACCAUUGAUCACUGUAAUGAGAAAAUACAGGAAUUGCUGCCUAAAUUAGAGGCUGAACAAAAGAUCACUCUAAAAGAGAAACAACAAGGUGCAGCUCUUGUUUUCUUCAGCAGCAAGCCUGCUGCUGUUUCUGCUAGCCAGACGAUCCAUGCUCAAAAGAUUGAUACAUGGACUAUGAUGGAAGCUCCAGAGCCACAGCAGGUUCUGUGGACAAAUUUGUCAAAGAAGUUCUACGAGAGAGAGAUAAGAUCUUUGAUUGUCUAUGGCAUAGUCUUCCUCACCGUAUGCUUCUACAUGAUCCCAAUUGCGUUUGUCUCGGCCUUUACAACGAUGGAAAACUUGAAGAAGUAUCUGCCCUUUUUGAAGAAAAUAGUAGAUCAACCAGAGAUCAAAACUGUUUUGGAAGCUUACCUGCCUCAAAUCGCACUCCUAGUGUUCAUGGCUUUGUUGCCAACUUUCCUUAUGUAUCUAUCAAAGGAAGAAGGAAUACCCUCUGAGAGUCAUGCAGUGCGAGCUGCCUCUGGGAAGUACUUCUACUUCAUUGUCUUCAAUGUCUUCCUUGGAGUAACAAUUGGUGGGACAUUGUAUGGUUCACUAAAGGAAAUUAUUAAGAAACCCAGUCAAAUUAUCACUCUGCUUGGAUCGAGCCUCCCUAAAAGUGCCACCUUCUUCCUCACCUAUGUUGCACUGAAAUUCUUCGUUGGCUAUGGGCUUGAACUUUCGCGUUUGGUUCCUCUUAUCAUCUUUCAUCUCAAAAAGAAGUAUCUUUGUAAAACUGAAGCCGAGGUGAAAGAGGCUUGGGCUCCUAGUGAUUUUGGUUAUGCUACUCGAUUUCCCAACGACAUGCUUAUCGUCACAAUUGUUCUCUGUUACUCAGUAAUAGCUCCUAUAAUAAUUCCGUUUGGUGUGGUGUACUUUGGCCUCGGUUGGCUUGUUGCACGUAAUCAGGCACUGAAAGUUUAUGUCCCUCGGUAUGAGAGCAAUGGCCGAAUGUGGCCUCACAUGCAUGCACGGAUUGUUGCAGCUCUGAUUGUCUAUCAGAUCACCAUGCUUGGCUACAUUGGCAUAUUGCGGAAAUUCUAUUACGCUCCGUUUCUGAUUCCUGUUAUCGCCAUCUCCUUUAUCUUUGCUUAUGUGUGCAAACAGCGUUUCUAUCUUGCCUUCUUCCACACUCCUCUUGAAGUAGCGUGCGAGGGUACAAAGGAAAUCCCAAAUAUGGAAUCCAUAUAUGCAGCUUACAUUCCACCUUGCUUGAGCACCGAGAAGCUUCAUGAUGCCGACCAAUUCGAGGAUGCUCACUCGCAUUCGUUGAGAACUACAUCUUUAUAAGGAAUGCUUCAUCAGGAAAUCCUUGCCUAUCUGAGAAGCCAGAAGUUUCACCAGCGAAAUGCAUCUCCUUGUUGUAUAUGUGAUUGUAUUAUGUUUUCUGUUUGUAGAUGAUAAAAUUCCCCAUGAGUUGGUAUUGAUUGUAGUAGUGAGUGAUACUUUUCUUUUCUUCCUUCCCUUCUUUCCGUUUGUAGAUGCUGUUGAUAAAACGUUUCCCAUGGCUUAAUUAUACACAAUCUGAUAUGUUUGUGCUA
Messenger RNA from Musa acuminata subsp. malaccensis (wild Malaysian banana), 2901 nucleotides. RefSeq names its product CSC1-like protein ERD4. Gene Ontology annotation, cellular component: plasma membrane. The record is from RefSeq and is a predicted model, not a curated record. NCBI's taxonomy places the organism in Eukaryota, Viridiplantae, Streptophyta, Magnoliopsida, Zingiberales, Musaceae. Gene Ontology annotation, molecular function: calcium-activated cation channel activity.